UCUCUUUAAUCUGAGUAACCACUUUCUGUCAAAAGCCAAGAUCGUUUUACUGUUGCAAUGACUUUAAACGGUUGUUAAUCCACACAUUUUUUGUUCAUCAUUUGUCUGCGGCUCUCUACCUUCGCAGCGAUGUUGAAAGAAGACGAAAUCUCUGCUGAUGGGCUGAUCCGAUCGCUUUCAAUAAACGACCUACCCGAAGAGAUUUUGGAACAAAUAAUUCAGAAUUUGUCUCCCUACCACGACCUAAAGGCGGCCAGAGAGGUGUGCAAACAAUGGCAUCGCUUGGUGGAAGGAGUGAUGCGCCAGAUGCAACAGUCAUUUAACAAAGCUGUGCGUGAGGCAUCCGUUGUUUGGCAGCCACUGAGACAAGAUGGGGGACCAACGAUUGCGGAGAGGUAUUCACACUGUGCCUGUUACACAGACAAGUCCAUGUACGUGUUUGGAGGUUGCACUUCCACAAGUACAACCUUUAAUGAUCUAUGGCGUGUGGAUCUAUCAAGCAGACAGUGGAUCAGGCCAUUAGCGAUGGGAACAUAUCCCUCCCCCAAGGCCUGUGCCUCAAUGGUUGUUUACAAGGAUGAGCUGGUGUUAUUUGGGGGCUGGAAUCACCCCUCCCCGUACCCUCUGCAUCAGGCACCACGCUUCUUUAAUGAGCUGCACACAUACUCGUUAGUGACAAACCGCUGGUCCCACCUCUUCCCUCAAACCAGUCCUCGGCCGUGCGCUGGCCACUCCGCCUGUGUCGUUCAGGACAAGAUGGUUGUGUUUGGAGGAUGUCACAGUCCUGGGCUUGGAUGUAACGACACCUGGGUCUAUGAUUUUGUGCAGAAGAACUGGGAGAAGCAGAACACAACUUUACCUCAGCCUGUUCCUCGUUAUGGCCAAUCUCAGCUGACCAUAGACGAGAGCCAUAUCCUGAUAAUAGGUGGAUGUGGAGGCCCUAACCAAAUCUUCAAUGAUCUCUGGCUGUUAAGUUUGACAGGCAGCAUGUGGACGUGGUCAGAGGUGACGGUCAAUUGUCCAGCCAACUCACCGUCUCAGCUGUGGUCGCACCCAGCAUGUAAGGUAGGAGACUGUGCUGUGGUGCUGAGCCGAACAAAUAAGGUGAUAAAAUCUCCGUCACAGGAUGAGCGCCAGGGACCAACAGAACACCAUGUCCCUGCUCCUCAGGCCCCAGUUAAUGCGAGAUCCCCAAGGGUCAGGGUAGAAAGAGUGUGGAUCCCUCCACGAGAAGAAAAUCUACCCCUCCCAGACCCUCAGGGUGACCCCAGUGACGGUGUCUCACAUGACCUUGAAAGGAAUACUAGUGACCUUGACCUACAUCUGAACACAGCAGAUCCAGGCUCUCCAGGUGGCCCGAGAGGUUGUGAAGGGAAUAAUGAUUGGUCUCAUUCCCACCAGGGAGCAGGAAGCAAUGGCAGCCUGGGCGUGGGUAGCAAACGCAAACUGUCCGCAAGUGUGGCAUCUACCUAUGCUAACAGUCAGGACAGCUCCAGCGAUGAGGGCACUGGCAGCCUCAGAGUCCCACUCAGUCGAAACCUUCGACACUGCCAAUCUAAAACCACCUCCAGAUUUGCGUUUACAGGCAGUAGUUCUCUGUCUGACAACCCAACUCCUGGCACGUCUAGUCAGCACGAUAAUGAUCAGGUUCCUAGCUCACACAGAGGCCACACACAUUCUCCCACAACAGAGACUUCUCGUCAGCAGGUCCGUCGUUUCUGCGGGCUCUCCCUUGAUUCUUCCCCCAGUUCCUCUGGUCUGCCUGGCAUUCGCCCAGGGCUCCCGUCAGUGAGACCAAACGCCAUGAAGAAUCGGUCAAAACAGCUUGAUGCACUGCGGCGCCAUGCUGACCGCAUUAAACAGCACCUGGCAUCAGCGUCUGAUCAAGGCCGCAGCAGAGACAUGGGCCUGGACGCCCUAAACCAGCAUGUGCCUCACAAUCUGGGGCGUGCUGCGUUUGGGCGGCGAGAAGUCAGCCCCCCUAGUCCUGUCACAAAGGACCCUAAAAGUCCCAUGUUUGUUCACGUCCUGGACUUGUCGCGCGUAGUUUGUCACGGCGAGGCCACCUGGCAGCAGACCAAUGAGCGCAUUCUCUGCCAUGCUCCAGAAGAGACAGUGUUUUACUCACUGGCGGCAGGACGCGGCGAACUGCUCAUGUUUGGUGGCAUCCAGAAGGACUUGAGUUCCAUGCAGAUUGGGGCGGACAUUGACUCCCAUGUGGUUAGUAAUGAUCUGUAUGUGAUAUCCAUGCCCAAACCCUCCAUCACAUAAAAAAGUAGAGUCAUGUCUGAGUUAUGAUCUCUGUGUAAUACAUCGUCCUCUUAUUUAGGGGAACCUGUUUUGCCUCAAGGUUAUGAUAAAGACACAAGAAUAGAUGUACGCGCACAGUGUAGCAUUUAUUACCCUGCUUCAUAUGUUAAUAAUGGUGAUAGCUCUGUUUAGAAACUAUUGGUUGUUUUUACUUUCAUGACAACUGGCAGGUAAGAUACUUUAGGUACUGUAUUACAUUUACUGAUUUAAUGGUGGAAGAAAUCAGAUUCUCCUACAUAAACCAGUGCCCGGUACAUGUUCCAGAUACAUCAGCUUAAGCCAGGUGGCUGCCAGACCAUUGAAUACUAGUCUACAUCCUAGUUGGCCAGAGGCUGCUUUGCUGCAGUCAAUUGAUUUCAUUUUGCC
Messenger RNA from Liolophura sinensis, 2676 nucleotides. Its product is annotated as F-box only protein 42-like. The coding region runs from base 130 to 2271 and encodes 713 amino acids. The transcript has 8 exons. Lineage: Eukaryota; Metazoa; Mollusca; Polyplacophora; Chitonida; Chitonidae. Gene Ontology annotation, molecular function: protein binding; ubiquitin-like ligase-substrate adaptor activity. Gene Ontology annotation, cellular component: SCF ubiquitin ligase complex. The record is from RefSeq and is a predicted model, not a curated record.